AUGAGGCGCCUGUUCCCCAAAUCAAACUCGAGCUCAUCGGCCGCCCCCGGACCGGCCAACGAAUUGAUUGAUCCGCCCAAAUCCGCCGAUUUCUCCACCAAGGUGGGGUUCCUCCAGGCUGUCAAAGGCGAAUCGACGGUGAAAAACUCGUUCCUGCAGCGAUGCUUCGUGGAUCUGGUGACCGGAGAUUCCCGGGCGAAGCAGAACGCCGCGGCGAGGUUCGAUGACAUGGUAGGGCAGACGGACUCCUGCCGAGGAGAUUCAGGAAGCAGCGGGCGUGGCUGGAGCUGCAGAAUGAGUGGAAGUCUAAUCGGAAGGUGA
Molecule: messenger RNA, 321 nt
Organism: Salvia splendens (bonfire salvia)
Lineage: Eukaryota; Viridiplantae; Streptophyta; Magnoliopsida; Lamiales; Lamiaceae
Exons: 1
Coding region: 1-321 (106 amino acids)
Source: RefSeq, a predicted model, not a curated record